Armigeres subalbatus is the source of this 2774-nucleotide messenger RNA. RefSeq names its product UDP-glucosyltransferase 2-like. Gene Ontology annotation, molecular function: UDP-glycosyltransferase activity. Lineage: Eukaryota; Metazoa; Arthropoda; Insecta; Diptera; Culicidae. The transcript is spliced from 5 exons. Bases 925 to 2502 code for a protein of 525 amino acids. The record is from RefSeq and is a predicted model, not a curated record.
GCGCUGGGGUUUCAGUCCUCAGCGGUAACUCGUACAGUGAACAUCACGACCCCGAGAGCAAAUUAAUGAAUAUUUAACUGAACGGUGAUGGUCAGGCCUUGAGUUUUAUUUAGUGUUUAUUUGAACAGUUAAGCCAGAGGAACCGGUUCAACAGCUGAUUGCACUGUGUUUGCAAAAGCGUCAUCAUCGUCAUAAGGCAGUGAACGAAAUCAAGAAUUUUGAACUUUGAAACUUUGGUGCGGGCACAAAGCGAAGUGACAAAUCAGUUCAGUGCGUGGUGUAAUAAUAUUUAGGAAUAUCGCAUUCAGUCGACUGCCUGCUUGUGCGGUAGACAGUGAAAUUGUUAAACUGAACCUUCGAGGAACGCAACCGAGGGAUCGCUGAUCAAAACACUUUGAACGUUAUUCCCUCAAAUCAAGCUUAAGUGAAACUAAUUGUGACCCAUUGUGCUCAGUGACAAAAAAGUAUGCCUCUUUCGCGAAAUAAAAUAAAAUAAAAAAGAGCAAACGCAUUCUAUACCCAGUGACGGUCAAGCGGUCUUCGCCUUGAAGCUUAAUCCUAUAGUGAGUUCGUUUGCCGAUUCUAUUGAUAGCGUGAUCGCGAACGUCAGCUCCGAGUGAUCCAGCCGUGUGACCAUUGUGAUACAGUCAAAGUGAUAAUUGAAUUUCGCGCAGCGCACAACACCGGCUAAGUGAGAAGAACAGCGCCAAUCAAAGCUAAUCGAGAGCAAUUUUCCAGCCAGCUUCGAGAAAAAAAGGUCAACCAAAGCAUCAAUUUUGUCCGAUUGCCGCUGUGCAAAAGUGAGAACCCAGUGCCAAUUGCUUGCUCAAACCUGCAGGGUAUCGUUUGAUUUAGUCUAAAAAUAGUGAUCGAAGAGAGUGUGCUUCACAGUUUCGUGAUAGUUUGCAAAGUCCCGCCGUGGAAAUGGCUGCAAUCAUGUUGAUCAGAUUGAUUUUGUCUUUGCUCGUCAUGAGCAAAUAUAUAGACUGUGCGAGAAUUUUGGCAAUUUUUCCGGUGCCGUUUAAAGAACAUCAGCUGGUGUACCGCCCGCUAAUAGAGCAAUUAGCUAAUCGGGGCCAUCAUAUAACACUGCUGACUACGGACCCGAUAGAUUUGCGAGUUGCAGGGAACGGAACGCUGAUAGAAAGGAUACAGCAAAUCGACGUCAGCUUCGUGUACAAUCUGCCCAUUCUGGAAGAUCUGAACACAAUCAGCUUGGAUGCGAAGGACAUGUUGAGGAACAUCUUCAACGUGAUGAGAAAGAUCUCCGAGGCAGAAUUACAGCACCCUUCGGUGCAGGAACUUAUCAAGGGUCGCGACCGUUUCGACUUGGUGAUGGUCGAGUGGUCCGGUGUGACCUUGAUGAACGCUUUCGCCCAUCAUUUCAAGGCUCCGCUGGUCGGUAUCGCCAAUGGGGGUGCCUUCAUCAACGCCCACGAAGCUUUCGGUAAUCCAAACCAUCCGGUUGGUUAUCCGAACAUUUUCAUGCCGUUUUCCGAGGACUUGAGCUUGCUGCAGCGGAUUUCCAGCGUGUUCUUUAACAUUUGGUACCGCUUCUAUUACUACACGGACGAAAUCCCCAAGCAGAACACCAUUGCCAGCGCAAACUUUGGUCCCAACCUACCGAACCUUAUCGAUAUUGAGCAAAGCGCUGACUUGCUGCUCGUCAACACAUACCAAGCGUUGGGAAAUGUUCGCCCGGUUGGUCCCACCACCGUCUAUCUCGGUGGAAUUCACCGGAAAGUAACCAUCGGCGACGAAAUCGGCGAAGAUCUUGCCCUGUUUCUAGAGCACUCCCGGGAACCAAUUAUCUACGUCAACAUGGACCUCGAUCCGGUGAUGGACCAGUACCGUUUGGAGAAGAUCAUCAAAGCCCUGGAAAGUAUCCACGCCACAAUCGUGUGGAACUGGAACGAGGGACAGCUGAUCAACACGUCCGCUCAAAUCUACCAGUCGUACAACCUCCCACAAGAGGACAUUCUCGCGCAUCCUAAGGUAAAAUUAUUCAUCACCAGCGGCGGUCAGCGGAACAUCGAGGACGCCGUUCAUCACCGAGUUCCGGUCCUUGGCGUGAGCUUUUCAACCUCGCUGGAGCACUAUCUGCGCCAGAUCUCCAAAUACGAAGCCGGUAUUAUAUCGCUCAUCGAUUUCGAAACGCAAACCACCAUUACCGACAAACUGCAAGAUGCCUUCCAGCUGGAAAUCUAUCAAUCGAACAUGGACAAACUCAACCGGCUGCUGGCGGACCAACCGUUGGAUUCCCUCGCACGGGCAGCGUGGUGGAUUGAGUACGUCAUCCGGCAUGGCGGGACGGGCCAUUUGCGCGCGCCGCAGCUCUCGUGGUUCCAGUACUUGAUGCUAGAUGUCACACUGACGGUUGCGGCCCUCGCUACAAUCUUCGCCCUGGCGGUAGUCUACUUUAUCGACCGGGCAGUGCGUUACUCGAAAAGUUUACCCAUCGAAAUGGUAACGCGGGGCAGCCGAAAAUGCAAGCUGCUGUGAGUGUCGGGAUGGGGGCUGACAGCCACAUUACCAGUUGCUUAUGAUGUUUAUAAGCAGUUCAUUUAUCUUCGAGAGCGCAUGAGAAAAUCGUAACGUUGAAUGGAAGAAGUGUUUUCAUUAUUUAGGUAGAAUACGUUUCAAUUUAGCUUUAAGAACGACAAAUUGUGAUAUUAAAUUUAAGUAUUGUUACCGAAACAAUGUAUCCUUUGUAAUAUAGUCAAGGAAAAACUGAAAAUAAAUUACCUGUAUAUUAUAUUAAUAAAGUAAAACAA